Cajanus cajan (pigeon pea) is the source of this 803-nucleotide messenger RNA. RefSeq lists its product as uncharacterized. NCBI's taxonomy places the organism in Eukaryota, Viridiplantae, Streptophyta, Magnoliopsida, Fabales, Fabaceae. The record is from RefSeq and is a predicted model, not a curated record.
AUAUGCGAUGGAUUAAGGUUAACACAACUCAAAGGAAAACGUGAUGGAGUCCACCAAAGAACAAUCUGGAAUGCUGCACCAGAUCCUACCUCCGCGUCUAGAAGAUGCUGGCCUCGAAGAUCCCGCCCUCCCACCCGAAUCCAUACACCAAGCCUUUCUCCAGGCAGCCGCCGCCGUCAAGUCACGCGCCGCCACCAUUUUAUCCCUCACCGCCGACACCGACGAAGACCACGACCACGGUUGCGUCAACGACCCGUGGCCCACCGCCAAGGACGCCGCCGAUGCGGUCGUCGGAAUCGACUCGGAAAAUGAACCGCAGCCGGGAUCCUGCACCGUCGAGAGGGGAGUGGAGCCGGUCGCUGACGAGGUGAAGGUCGGCGGCGGCGGUGACGGCGCGCACGACGUGGUGGUGGAGGGAGGAGUGAAAUUGGGGGAGGAGGAUGUGGAACCGUGCGUGGAUGAGUUGCAAGGGUUGGAUAUCAAAGAUGAUGUAAAGAAAGGUGGCGAAGAUGAUGAAGAAAACGAGAAACCUACCUUGGUUGAAGGCUAUGCGUGAAAAGGGUGAAUAUUGAAAUCUUUAGGCUUGUUGGGUUCCUUUUGUUUUGUUCUUUACCCUCUUGUACUAGUUUCUGUAAUAGGCCUAUACCUCUCUUUACGUUUGUUUCAAUGUCAACAACUUUUCUUCAAUGUUCAUAAUCAAGGUCUUUGGUUCAGAUAAUCAAUUGAAUUUUUGGUGUAUAGUAACUCCGUUGAUGUAAAUAACUGUGAUGAAACAGUAAUCAAUAAACUUUCAUUUCCCUGGA